Molecule: messenger RNA, 5118 nt
Organism: Mercenaria mercenaria
Lineage: Eukaryota; Metazoa; Mollusca; Bivalvia; Venerida; Veneridae
Product: fibrillin-2-like
Exons: 13
Coding region: 80-2044 (654 amino acids)
Cellular component (GO): membrane
Molecular function (GO): calcium ion binding
Source: RefSeq, a predicted model, not a curated record
AUACCCGGAUACCAUUAAAAUGUAGAUGCGUUUAUCAAAGCGGUUAAUAUAUGGAGUUAAAAAGAGUGUAGUAUGAAAGAUGAGAAAGCUGUUGGAUAUAUAUUUUGAAGCUUUUAUCAUAACUGUUUCUAUAAACAGAUUCGCCUUUACCGCUUUCUGUACAGAGUACCAUACGUGCAGUGCCACGUGUUACAAAAAUAGGAGGUUAUACACCAGCUGUUUUACUUGGUUUUGGUCUUGGUCCCCGUCCCGGUCCAGCGGGUGUUCUAGAUAUGAAACUGUGGCGUAUGCCUGCACAAAGAUGUGUCAGAAACGUUUCUGCUGUGACGGCUAUACCGGUGAAAACUGCGAACAAGUGUCAGGUUCCCGGUAUGUCCGUAUUGUAACAACGCUGUCAAAUUCAACAACCACAAAUUCGACAUCAAAUUCAACAACGGCCGGGACGUUGCAAAUAUACGAACAUGGCAAGUGGAUGAUUGUGUGCGCAAGGGACUGGAAUGAUCUGAACACGGAUGUUGCAUGUAGAACGAUAGGUUACAAAUCAGGUAUCCAGCUGGACAAUUUAGAGUACUUGGGGUCGAGUGUUACACAAUGGAAAAUUAUAUGUCAGGGAAAUGAAACAGAUCUAAGAACGUGUACAAAAAAUGAAGAUAUACGAAUCGGAAAUGAUACAUGUACCUCAGCUGUAACAAUUUCAUGUCAGACAGAUUGCAAGAGUGGAUAUUUUGGAAAGAUCUGUAAAAGAUGUGACUGUAACAGUAAAUACACACAAACAUGUGACUCUGGAACCGGGGAAUGCUACUGUAAGGACGGAUGGACAAGUGAUACCUGUAGUUUAGAUUUAAACGAAUGUGACAAAGGCAGUGGCGUAUGUCCAGAUGAAAUGAUCUGCACAAAUACAGUGGGCUCUUACAGUUGUGCUUGUAAAAUUGGUUAUUUGAAAGUCAACGACACAUGUCAAGAAAUCAACGGCAGUUAUGUCCGCCUUGCCGAGAGGAAAGUUUCAGAGAAGGCCGUAGAGGGCAGGCUGCAGGUUUAUCAUGGCAAAGAGUGGACAAGUGUGUGCUCGUUAAAUUGGGACAUGCUCAACACACAUAUAUCAUGUUGGUCGCUUGGAUUCUUGUCUGGUAUUAUCUGGGGGACCACUGAAGUUUCUGGACGAACAGGACACGUGCGUUGUACUGGCAAUGAGUCUGAUAUUGGCCUCUGUGUCUUCCCGGACGAUUAUCAAGUCUCCACUGUUUGCACCAAGGCGGUCUAUCUUUUCUGUUCCAGUGUAUGUAGAGAGGGGUUUUAUGGAGAGAACUGCAGUGAGUGCUUUUGUACAAAUGCCACAAAACUUCAAUGUGAUAAAGAAUUCGGCACUUGCUCAUGUAAGCGAAAUGGCUUUACGGUAUGCAAUACAGAUUUGGACGAAUGUGAGCACGUUCCUGGCGCAUGCGCACAAAAUAUGAAUUGUAUCAACAACCCCGGCUCUUAUGAAUGCUUUUGCAAAGAUGGAUAUGUAGAAGAUCACGGAACUUGCAAGGGCAAUGCGUCCUUCAUGACGGCUACAGUCGGUGCACUGACUGGGGGAUCGGUAAUAACAAUUUCAGCCUUGUCAGUGUGUUUCUAUUUCUUCAUGAAGAGGAAGACAGGUUUUCGGACUACGAGUGAAGAAUCAAGUAUCAGACACGUGGAAAUUGUACAAGACACUCAGCCUGCAACACUGAACGAUCAGUAUGACACAAUAGAAGAGUGCAUAGACAACUGUUCUUUUAGUGGAGGCUAUGCGGAAAUUGGCUCCGUUAUUAGUGAUAUUGCUUUAACACGUAACGAUUCAUCCAGUGUAAAAAUUCCAGAAGUGACUGCAGAAAGAAGUGUAGAUUUCUUUAAAAUUACACAAGCAGGUAUGCACCUCGACAAAACAUUGAGCGAGGUCAAUGAUGACGGGCACGAAAUGACUUGUUAUAAUUACGAUUCUAAGGUAUCUGCAGAUUAUAUUGUUGGAAGAGUUGCAGAAAAUGUAGCUGUUGAAAAUGACAUUCAUGAAACAGACACAUGAUCCAGACUAACAUUGUUUAUACAUGCGUAUACGUAGGAAGAUAGGAUGUAAAAUUUACACUGUCUUAAUAGUUCACCAGACUACAUUUGUGAUCCGCCUGUCCGUCCGUUCGUCGUCCAUCAACAUGUUCUUCAAACCUCGACUACUCUGAUAUUGAUGAAAUUUGGUCUUCAUGUUCAUUGGUUAUAGUUCUUUUCCAAGCGUUUUCAAACGGUUCUAUAUUUGUAAAUGUUCCAUUAGACCAUGCUAAAAAUCUCCAGAUGGACUCUUCUUUAACACCAGACUGUUCUACUUAUUUCGAUUCGUCAAAACACAUGACAUGCCUAUCAGAGGGUGUGGUUAGAUUUCUCUGAAUGUAUUGUUGAAAAUUUCAUGUCAGAGACUGCCUGUCAAACUUUUAAUUAUGAUUCUACACAUUCAAAUGAUCCUUUGGUGACCAUCAAGAUUUUUCAAAUAAUUCUUAUUUGUUACAACAGAACCGCCAGAGGGCAUGGUCACUGUCCCAAAACUUCAAAACUCUUCUUUCGAGAGACUGUAGCUCCAGACGGAAAAAAAUGACUCUAUAGGUUACUUUUGUGACAAAAUUGAUCAAAAUGGAAAUUUGAUAGUCAAUAUAUGGUGGCUAGAGGUCUCAUUGAGCAAUCCUUUGGUGACUGUCUGCCAAGAUUGUUUCAUCGAAAAAACAUGGCCAUUAGAAAUCGUGUUCACUAUUGUAUAUAGUGAAAGUACAUGUAUUAACAAUUUUCUUGUCACUUGUCAAAUUAUAUUAUUAACCUAAGAAUUAAUUUUGAAAUAUUUUCUUCUGAGACAUUUACCAAAAUUGUUAAUAACCAUCUUGAUUUGUCAAAAAAAAAAAAAAAAACAAAAAAAAAAACAAAAAAAAAACAAAAAAAAAAAAAAAAAACUGAUUGUCGGAUUCGGGUCUAUCUUCCUUAAUGACACCACAGAAAACUUAAAAUUAUAUUGUCUGUGUUAAGUUACAGACUAGCUGAAUAGAGAAUAGCAGAAUAACUCCUACAGAUGGCAGAAUGGCAGAAUAGCAGAAUAACUCCAGCAGAAUAGCAGAACAUCUCCAGCAGAAUGGCAGAAUAGCAGAAUAGCUCCAGGAGAAUGGCAGAAUAGCAGCAUAACAUAAUUACUCCAGCAGAAUAGUAGAGUAGCAGAAUAACACUAGCAGAAUGGCAGAAUUACUCCAGCAGAAUUGGAGAAUAGCAGAAUAAUUCUAGCAGAAUGGCAGAAUAGCAGAAUAACUCCAGCGGAAUUGCAGAAUAGUAGAAUAACUCCAGCAGAAUGGCUGACUAGCAGAAUAACUUCAGCAGAAUGGCAGAAUAGCAGAAUAAAUUCAGUAGAAUAGAAGAACGACAGAAUAGCAAAUUUACUCCAGCAGAAUAGCACCAGUAGGAAGUUGGCAGUUAGCAGUUGCAGCAGUUACAGCAGUUAACUGCUAAAACUGCCAGCAGUUCUAGCAGUUAAACAUUGCGAAUGUAUGAAAUGUCAAUAAUUACAAAGCUGAAAAAUAUCAACGCUUUUAGUGAGAAUGUAACAUCUAUAUACAUUUUGAAGUAGCAUAAACCUACGGAUCGCCGGAAGUUUGCACUGGAGUAGUACUUGCAAUUUUGCUGCUUUUAUGUUUUAAUAGCAGUAACAACAUUCCUUAUUCUAUUACUGUUGCAACAACAAACAUUAAAUUAACAGAAUCCAUGUUACUACUGUAUUCCCAAUUUUGAGGGCGAAUCAUAUGUAGCUACGUUUAUUCUGGAAAAAAAUAUCUAGCAUAAGCAUAGUUUAACAUAAAAAUUAUAUAAACAAUAUGCAGAGUAUACGGCCUACACCUGCGAAAGAAUUUCACGAGUCUUGUCCGAGUGAAUUAUCCACGAAGCGUGUAACUGACUAGUAUUGUUUGGAUAAUUAAAACAUGGUUCUGCUGUUUAUUAUUUUGAUCGAUUGUAAUAUGUUUUUCCUUAUGUAAAAACGUAGAUGGAAGAAUGGGGAAGCACUAGUUCACGUCUCAUUUAAGGCACCAAAUAUUGUAGGUGGACGCGUCACCGUGCAACGUGUAAUUAUGCUAACAACGCUGAACAAGAAAUAUCUUUAAAAAAGAUGGUCGGCGUGAUGUAACUGAAGCACAAGUUAUAUAUGGGCAGAAACCUGUAUUUUAAAUUUUUUUGGCAAUGUUGAAAGUUUUGUAUAAAUGAGGACAGUAGUUCUGAAGAAGACUGUGUUUAGAAAUUGCUGAGGGACACACGACGGACACCAAACAAUCACAAAAGCUCACUUUGAGCCUUUGGUGCUUUAAAAGAUGGUAACAGUAAGCAAACAAUAUUGAAAUACGUUCUAUACUUUAUUUCUGGAAUUGUUGGAAGCAACAUGAACCCUUACCCUAUUUAAGCUUAUUAUCAAAUGUGUCUAUCAUUCAGAAUAUGUACAGUACUGUUUUCACCGGAAAGAUUAAUUUAAAAUUUAGAGUCUAAAAUAGAACAGUAUCGGACAUGUUGUUGCAGGUUAGUAAUGUUUUGCACUGGUUAGAAAUUGUUGCUGCAAUGCAGGGUAAGAGUUAAUGACUGUAUAAAACAAAUAACCUUUUUGUAAAAACAAAACUUAAGGAAAUGAAACUUAACAAAACAGAAAUAACUUAACAAGAAAACUUAACAAAACAGAAAUAUGUCCGGAUGAGCAUAUGAAUAUUUGGUUACGCACACCUUUUCAAGUGGUACGCAUACAACCCGAUGGUGCUGUACUUAUAGAGGUUAUAGAUGACGAACGCGUUGUAGUCAUUUCACUCAGUGUCACACAUGAUUCAGAGUGAAGCAUUUUCAGCCUUUCCUCCAAUCAGCGCCAAUCUCUCAUUAUGGCUGAAAAUACCGAGAAUACCUUACCAAGCAAUCCAACUGGUACAUUAUUCAGGCGGCAUAAGGUCAUACGAGGUCAUAAAAGCGUGCUUAAUACGGCACGCCGAAAAAACGUAGGAGUGCGUAGAAUGAGUUCUAUCCAGCGUAUCUAGUAAUCCAUACACUGUGCGUAAAUUAGCUUUUAAGUGUAACAAGCCUUAUAUGAAAUAAAAGAUUAACUGUAUA